AUGGCGAUGAUGUUUGGAUUCUCCCAGACCACCGGCAUGACCGGCAUGGUUCCCAUCGAAGGGACCGGCGUCAGGAUUCAUCUAGGCGUGCAGGGAUGCCCUCUUCCAGACCCUAAUGCCUCCCUAAUGAAUGGUGAGGUUACAUUCGAUUUGAGACUCUCCGAUGUGGGUUACGAACGUGUCAGGUACGACGGGAAUCAAACGGGUGACCCUCCAGCCGUGAGAGCCAGGGUCACCGCCGCAGAGGCUGUGGGAUGCGUGUACCAGAUACCUGAGAAGCGACAAGCUGACGCCAUACUUAGCAAUUUAAUGAACGAACUCGUAAAGGUGUAUGUCCGAGCACGUGAAUAUAUACAAGGCAUCAUAAAUGGACGUCGCAAGCACAACAAAAGAUACUUUAUUGUAUCAAUCAAAAACUCCACAUUCUUUGAAGAUAUCUACUUCGAAAUGAUGCAAGAAUUUAAGCAAUUGUAUGGCGAGACAGAGUCUCGAGUGGUGCGCUCGAAAACGCCCUGCGACCAACAGCUGCAACUCCAAAACCUGUGGCGUCAGCUGCUGGAUCGAUCGCUGGCAGCGCUGCAGCGGGCGACGACGCGCUGUGUGGACGAACUGCUGGUCGAGACCUCGCUGAAGGAGAAGAUCCACGCACGCCGAAAACUGAUGCAGUUUCUCGUGGGAGAAAUGGAAAGGAUUCGGUCCUCACAACUGGACCUGCUGUGUGACCAUUUCCAGCUGUGCUAUAACGAGUUGCUCUAA
Achroia grisella is the source of this 756-nucleotide messenger RNA. RefSeq lists its product as uncharacterized. Lineage: Eukaryota; Metazoa; Arthropoda; Insecta; Lepidoptera; Pyralidae. The record is from RefSeq and is a predicted model, not a curated record. The transcript is spliced from 4 exons. The coding region runs from base 1 to 756 and encodes 251 amino acids.